AUGAUUCUCUAAAAAAAGUAAUUAGAUCAUCCUAGUGAGGUAUGUGAUGAAAAUAAAUCAUUUUGGAAUAAAGAAUCAAAUAAAGAAGAUAAAUGUAAUAAGAUUUAAUAACAGUAAGUAAUCUUGAUUGCACCUUCCAAAUCUUAAAGUAAAAAACCUUAAGUUUUAUAAUGUGAUACAUAUUAGUGUGUAAUGAUAUCUAAAGUGGAAUCUAAGCCAGUUUUGGGAAGUUGUCUUAUCUGCUUUUGCUCCUUUUUUUUUCGUUUUUUUACAUUUUUGUAUGAUAAUAUUAAGUUUAUGAUAAAUAAGUACUACAAAGAUGCUCAACAUUAUUGUUAAUCCUGUCAAAAUAAAUUAGGUACAUAUUAUUUUAUUUUUGAAUGA
Molecule: messenger RNA, 384 nt
Organism: Paramecium sonneborni
Lineage: Eukaryota; Ciliophora; Oligohymenophorea; Peniculida; Parameciidae
Source: the annotation of a GenBank genome assembly